Molecule: messenger RNA, 6264 nt
Organism: Styela clava
Lineage: Eukaryota; Metazoa; Chordata; Ascidiacea; Stolidobranchia; Styelidae
Source: RefSeq, a predicted model, not a curated record
GAGCGAGUCGACCUGUCGGUGAUCGCUCGGUGCCUCUUGUUUUGUUUGUUUCUGACCAUAUCUUAACAAUUUGUGAAUGGGCCUGAUUGCCGGCAAUGUACCGGUAACGUGUUUUACAGCAAACGCAAAACUAAUGACAAGCUUUUAUUUUGUAUUUCGCAUAUUCCAGAAUUCAGGAAUUGAGUGUCUCGCCAUUGAACUGCCCUCGUUUGUUCAAAAAAAAUUGAAAUGCGCGAUCAAAUCCAUUAAAUAACAAAUUUCGUCCUACUUUAGUACGGUACCGGUACUUCUGUAUUUGUGGUGUCACAAUGUACAGAUGUACCGUACGAUACUGAGGUAUCCCUUAUCUGCAAGUUAUUACACUGCAAUGGCAUCUGAACAUGCAGACGUGAGCCUAUGGCAGUACUGCAGUAUGGUGAUGUGUGGAGAUGGCUUGGUAGGGUAGACUACGGUAGCAUGAAAAUUACAUUAUGGGUAACAAAUUACGGAAUUUGGCCUGGAAAAAUUAAGGCAUCAUGAAGUGCGAUUCUUGCUCGCUAGUUCUUCCAACUGCUAUAAAGUUGUUUGAACACAUACAGCAAUCAUGUUUACUUUUCUACAAAAGUCAUCCAGCCAGUUGGGCAAAAAUUUUGUCAUCACUUGAUUCUGAUGAAAGCACUAGCACUGAAUCCAAAGCAGUUGCAGUUCCUCAUCCUCCACAAAUGGAUGCCACAUCAACUACUAAAUCCAGCUCACCAUCACCUUCAAGUUCAUCAACAAAUAGUACUGAAACUCCCAAUUCUAUUCAGAAAAAAACUAAAUUACCUCAAACUCACAGCAGUAAGAUGGUGAUGUUGCAUGCUCCAAAAACUGUGAACACCAUUGAUAUACCAUACAUUUGUAAGUGUGAAACUUCAUUCAAAUCGCUGGAACAAUUUCGCGAGCAUUUGAAAGUAUGUACACUUGGAAAAGAACCUCCAUUCUGUAUAAUGUUUAAGGGGCAAGAUAAUGAAAUGCUAAGGCCACUGAAAAAUGUGCACAUGACAGUUUCCGAUUACUUCUAUGGCAUUGUGGAUGAAAAAACGGUGAAACUUAAAACAGUUAAUCGUCGAUGCAAUUGCUAUAGCUGUGGAAAGACAUUGCGUAACAACAUCAGAUUUAUGAGCCAUCUUCGACAUAAAAUUAUCAAUGAAUGGGAAAAGAAAUCUCCGGCAUCUGAUAUAGUUGUUUGUCAGCAUUGUUACAGGCAUUACGACUCACCUUUUCAAUUGCAAUGUCAUGUUGAAAAUGUUCAUGGAUCUCUUCCAGCUGCAUGUUCAUGCAGAAUCUGUGAACUUCAUUUUGUAUCAGAAAGGACAUUCCUUUUUCAUAUGAAAGAUAAACAUGUUCACAACGAAUUGCCAUAUGUUUGUAAAGUCUGUAUGUAUCGAUCUUCUCACUACAGUGAUGUGAUUAAACAUUUCAGGGAUGCUCACACAGAUACUACAGCCCUGAUGUGUCCGUUCUGUUUGACCGUCUCCUACAAUGCCAAUUACUUCCUGAAGCAUGUUAUUCAGCAUAUUAAAUCCUCAGCUGAUUGUUACCGGUGUCGCCUUAAGUUUGUCAAUAUCAAGGAUCGAUCUUUUCAUAUACAGACUGAUCACCAAUCACAAACUAUAAAAGAAAAGGCGAAGAAAUUUAAGAAUCUAAACAAGUGCCAGGUUUACGUCAGAGUUUCUCCAUUACAACUUGCACAUCGACAAAAUUUAUUGAAUAAAACAAAAAUGUUGAAAGAUCAGAUUGAAUCUAAUUCAAGUGGGGAUUCUAGUCAAAAACCGAUAUUCUCGAUCUCAUUGCUACCCAAAAAGCAAAAUAUUGAAGUAGCAGGUGCUUUGACUGCAUCAUCAGUUGAAACAGGAUCACCAGUUGCAAAGAAGACGUCUUCCAUUCCAAAUGUUCAAUUGCCUGCUUAUCUCAGCCCUCUGAAACGGCCGACGAGAAUAAAAAAACUCAGAAUGACACCGAGGGAAUUUUCUGUUAUCAGAUGUCAUGAAUGCCAAGAUUCUAUUACAAUCGAAACUGAUCUUCUAAAACAUUUCAGUCAUUAUCAUGAGUGCAGAUGGUGUGUUUAUGUAACUGCAUGUGAAAAAGCCUCACAUAAUCAUGUUCUCAAAGAACAUGCUGAUGCUGAAAUGCGAGAAGAACUCACUGGAAGAGUUGAAAAACCCGAGUCUCCAAUACUUUCAUCUGCUAUGGUAGAUGAAGAAGAGCAGCCUACACCGCAGGUUAAGAAGGAGCCCACCAUUGAGGUCCCCGAUAAGCAAUUGCUACCACCAACAGCAGAAGCUACAGAGGAAGAAACAACUAAAUCAACGCAUGUUAAUAAGAGUGCUGAUACUUCCAAAGCCCGCCGCAAGCAAUCAAACCCAAUGAAAAUUAAGAAUAGUGAUUUUCCAAAUUCUCCUUCGCCGAAAAGAGUCAGAAAAGACAGAAAAGUUCAAACAAAAACCUUUGAAAAACAAAGAGGAAGUCAGACCUUUGAAAGUGAUUUUGCAGGUGCUGACGCAGAAGAAAAUUCAAACUCUACCUCAAUGCAAAAAGGACGCAGUACUGCUGCCCGCAGUAUUCUGAGUGAGGAUGGGGUUAAAAUAGGAAAACGAACAAGUACUUUCACUCCUGCUGUAAGAAAAAGAAAAAUCUUAGCACCUGAAGGUUUUUUCCCGGACAUUGAAGAUGAUGCUGGUUGGGCCAAAUACUUUAAAGAAUGCGAGGAUAAAACUCAAUCGGAUAGUUCUUUCAAUAUAAAAGUUACAGUACCAAUGUCCGCACUUCCUACAAUGGUGCCUAUUCAAACAACCGUUAACACACAACUGAAGUCUUCCAAUUCUUCUAUCCUGACAUUUCAGAAAAAGCUUCCAACUACAAUUGCUACCCCGGGACUGAAAAAUGUGGCAUCUGAUGAACAAGGUGCUAGUCCAAUCGCUGGUCUUUCUACAGUUGUCCGAAAAGUUAAUUCUGACACGGCUGCAAUUUCUCCUGGCAAUGUUGUUAUAAGUAAAACCAAGCUUGCGACAAAUUCUAAUAACAAACCAGUCUAUCAAUUUCAUAUUGUACCUAAAAGUCAAAAGAAUAAGCCAACACCGAUUGCUCCAAAGCACAAUUCAUCUUCCACUCAGCCACUGUUUGGUUUGAUAAAUAAAGUUCAAAGCAUGUUAUCUCAAGUACCACGAACACCAGUAGAUCUAAGAUGUCUAGAAGUGACUCACUCUACUUUACUAGUACAGUGGGAUGCUCCGAUAAAUUGUGUUGUAACUCAUUACAAAGUUGUUUUCCAAGGUGCCGGGGCCCCAACAGUUCAACUUCUGCCACCCGAGCAAACUCUCGUCAGACUUGUUGGAUUGAAGUCAGAUACUAUGUAUGUCGUUCGUGUCUACACACUUUACAACCAAUCUGUCAGCCAAUAUGCUUUCUUGUAUCAAAAAACAAAUAAGCUUCGUGAUAGCACAACUAAACCAGUAGAUGAUGUUGUUCUUGUGCUUGAUGACAAUGAACCAUUAAAUACACUACAUGGUACGAUGCCUACAUCUAAAAAAGAAACGGCAACAACUAAAAAUAUCAAUGGUGCUGCUAAGACCACAACAACUGCAGAGAAAUCUUUUGUACCAGCGACAUCAUCAGUCUCUUCGCUGACAUCUACCAGCCAUAAUUCGAUAACCACUGAUCAACAACAGGCUUUGAAAAAACAGCUGCAAGACGAAUCUGAGAAAAAAAAGGUUAUUAAUGAAUUGCUCGCCGGUUUCAAGAAAAAUAAAAAUCAAAAAAAUAAAACGGUAAAAUCGAAUAUAGGCUUGAGCGCUGCCACUGAGACUGCUGGGAAGGAAACAUGUAUCGGGAAAGACAAUCGACCAUUUGAGCAGGCUGAUGCCAAAGCAGUGACUGAUGAAUUGAAAGCAGAUGUUGAUAACGAGGUGCUCUCAAAUGCACCUGCCUCUCCUGAAGUAACCAUAGUGGCAACAUCGACAAUAGAAAGUGUCACUGGCAAUAGCAAACUAAUGAACAAAACGGAGGACCAGAUCAAUAUUGUUAAAGUUAUUCCAGCAAGUAACCUAGCAAGCACUGACAAAAGAGAAGAGAUGCAUGUGUUAAUUGAUUCACUAAACAAUGGUUCGAUCAUAUCAACUAAGGAAAAUAAUGCUGAGAAAUCAAUGAAAAGUCCUGAUGAAAUUAAAGACUCUACUGCAGUAUCUGAAGAUGUGAUCAAUAUUGUUAAAAUUAUUCCAGCACGUAACCAAGCAUGCACUGACAAAAGAGAAGAGGUGCAUGUGUUAACUGAUCCACUAAACAAUGGUUCGAUCACAUCAACAGUGGAAAAUAAUGCUGAGAAUAAAACGGAAUCUCUUGAUGAAAUUAAAGAUGUUGUGGUAGUUGGUGAACUACCACAUACUUUAUUAUCUGAUGAUCAGAUCAAUAUUGUUAAAAUUAUUCCAGCAAGUAAUCAAGCACCGACUGUCGGAAGAAAAGAGGUGCAUGUGAUAACUGAUUCACCAAACGUUGUAUCGACCGUGCCAGCAGCGGAGAAAGAAACUGGAACUCUUGAUGAAAUUAAAGAUGUUGAUGAACUACCGUAUACUGCAGUAUCUGAUGAUCAGAUUAAUAUUGUUAAAAUUUUUCCAGCAAGUAAUCAAGCACCGACUGUCGGAAGUAAAGAGGUGCAUGUGAUAACUGAUUCGCCAAACGUUGUAUCGACCAUGCCAGCAGUGGAGAAAGAAACUGGAACUCUUGAUGAAAUUAAAGAUGUUGAUGAACUACCGUAUACUGCAGUAUCUGAUGAUCAGAUCAAUAUCGUUAAAAUUUUUCCAGCGAAUAACCAAGCAUUUACUGUCGAAACUGAAGAGGUGCAGGUGAUAUCCGAUACACAAAACGAUGGCUCAAUCAUUUCAACAGUGGAAAAUAAUGCAGGCAAUAAAAUGGAAACCCCUAAUGAAAAUAAAGAUAUGAAUGAACAACCACAUACUGCAAUAUCUGAUAAUGCCAUUACCUUAACUUUGCAUCCAAACAGCAAUGUCUCGAAAAAUGCGAUAGAAAUUUGCGAUGAAGCCGAUCCAGAGUCAAUUGAGACAUCUGAUCUUCCUACAAAUCCAGUUUCUUGUGAGACCCCUAAUUCUGAUGAAACUGAAGAAAUUAGCAGUAACAGUGUCAAAGAUGACAAAGAAAACAUGCAGCCACAGACUGACGAUUGCGACUUGGGAUUUAAUAUUGUAAAUAUUGUUAGCUUGAGUAAUCAGUCGAAAGUUGAAACUAACACAACAAACUAUGGUGGUGAUGAAUUAGUGGCAACUGAAAGGAGUGAUACAGGAUCUGUGAAUAUUUCGCAAGAGGAUAUUUUACCCGAAACAUCAUCAUUACUUCCCACAAAUUUGGAAGCGUCAAACAAUGAAAAGGUAAAUAAUCAGGAUAAAAAAGCAGGAGGCUUGAAUGCUAAUGAUAUGAUGGAACUUGAUGACUGUUCGACAAAUUCUGAACUGAAAGACGAGAACAUAAGUUCAAAGUCCCCUACAUUUUCAUUGCCAAUUUCACCAGUACCACCAAGCCUAAAGGUGCCUUCUACAUCGACUUCUGAUGAAGACACCACCGAAACAGAAAGAGCUGAUGAAGUUGCUGAUUGUGAAGACAUCAUAUUGAAUCUGGACGACUCCCCUAUUCUACAAACAGAAAAUGACAGCACGGAUUCAGAUAAUGAAAGUAAUCCCGGACCUGAUGAAAGAGAGUUGAUGAUAGAAAAAAAUAAUGAGAAAGAUGUGGAUGAGGUGCAGUCAAUUGUAAAUCAACAAACUUCAAUUUGUGAUUCAACUCCUACACUCGAUGACAUCAAAGAUAUCAUAAAUGAAGAUCUGUCAUGGUUGUAACGUUUAUGGUAUUUUGAUACCUAUAUUUUCAGAAUCAUGUACAAGAGCUGAUGCUUUUUAUUUUGUAAGUAGUUGUUGCUCUGCCGAAAGCUUUUUUCGACGUUGUUCAACAUUAUGUAACAGAAGCUGUCUUGUAUGCCUUUUACACAUAAUAAUUAGAAGGCCUCUAAUUUCUGAUCGUUGGUUCAUUCACUUUCUUGUUUUUAUUUGUGUUUGGAGUGUGCUAGAGCUACAGCUAUAGUUGUAAAUAGGAUUAUGUGAAUUCCGCCUUCAGUUUACUUUGGUAACCUACUAUUGGGGUUAGGUAUUUGUACCGCUAGAUAUCACACUAACGUUUGUAUCUACUCAUUAAACUGCCACUUCUUUUGAAUAAAUUCUUAAUGUAUUAUUGUAAAGAAAA